Messenger RNA from Penicillium paradoxum, 549 nucleotides. RefSeq lists its product as uncharacterized. The transcript has a single exon. The record is from RefSeq and is a predicted model, not a curated record. The coding region runs from base 1 to 549 and encodes 182 amino acids. NCBI's taxonomy places the organism in Eukaryota, Fungi, Ascomycota, Eurotiomycetes, Eurotiales, Aspergillaceae.
AUGCAAGUGUCGCGCACCAUCUACCGCGCAGCCCUCCUCCAUCUAUCCGUCAAUCCUCUCGUCCGCGCCUCAAUCCCAGGCUCCAUCACCCAAUCUCUCACCGCACCUCAACCCACCCGACUCUACAGCAUCCUCUUCCCACAGUGCACAUCCCUCAAGACACCCGACUGCAAAUACCAAACCCGCACAAUGUGCGACUCAACCUCGAACUCCGCAGCCUCCGAUGCUCAAAAUCCAGACACGCAGAACGAGACACAAGAAAAGAAGCCCCUCUACCUCCCACCCAGCGACCCCUCAAAUCCGAUCCCGAACCAGAGCGAGGGAGGCAUUAAAUUGGAUAUGAGCGGGGGCGGGACAGAAGUCAAAUUGGAUCAUUUGGGUCCGAUGGUUGUCAAUGUGGACGGGACGCUGUCGCAGAUUGGGAACUGGCAGCAGAUGACGGAUAUCGAGAAGCAGAAUACGAUGCGGGUUCUUGGGAAGAGGAAUCAGAAGAGACUGGAGGCUUUGAAGGCGAAGGCGAAGGCGGAGGAAGAAUCAGGUGCGGCUUGA